AUGACAUCAGGGGACGAGUCACACAGUCCCGCCGCGUACCUAUCACAGGUGGAAGAACUACCAACGUCAACUGAUGAACCGGAAGAAAUCACAAUCGAAGAUAAGAUUAAUAGCAUAGAGAGAAGAAUUUGUUCGCACAAACCAUAG
Messenger RNA from Acaulospora morrowiae, 147 nucleotides. Lineage: Eukaryota; Fungi; Glomeromycota; Glomeromycetes; Diversisporales; Acaulosporaceae. The record is from the annotation of a GenBank genome assembly.